Clunio marinus is the source of this 237-nucleotide messenger RNA. The record is from the annotation of a GenBank genome assembly. Lineage: Eukaryota; Metazoa; Arthropoda; Insecta; Diptera; Chironomidae.
AUGUCAGAAGCAAAGGUCAUACCUUGCAGUUCUUUUAAAUUAUUUUGCAUUAUUGCUAAAAAGCAUAAAAUUGCAGAUUUAAAGUGUAACAAAUUCUCUUUGGAUUGUAAUUGUUAUGGGCAGCCUUGUGCCUUCAACUUUAGCCAACCACGACGUUACGACAUGUCGAAUUAUGUUUAUUGGAAGUUACGAACUGAUUGGAAAACUGUAACAAUAGUAAGCUCAAUAGUAGUCUAA